Molecule: messenger RNA, 567 nt
Organism: Striga asiatica
Lineage: Eukaryota; Viridiplantae; Streptophyta; Magnoliopsida; Lamiales; Orobanchaceae
Source: the annotation of a GenBank genome assembly
AUGGAGGGAACUAGAAGGGUGGCUUCAGCAGUACCCGAAAAUGGCUUCAGCAGUUACCCCUACACAUGGGGGUGGCUUCAGUCAUACCCUCAAACUCAAGCAACUUCAGUCUUCAAGAGUUCAUCCGAUUAUUGUCAAAUUAUUAUUGAAGCUGAUCCCAUAAGCCAAAGGGCUUGGGAAGGGAGUCAAGAAGGGAUACCUAUGUACAUUGUGAAAGAAAAAUUGAAGAAGACCAUGGUGGCUCUAUUGCUAUGGAAUAUACCAGAAUUCCCUUUUUACAGCCCUAGCACACUUCCAAGCGCGUUGAAGAACUCGCCCGCGAACUCGAACGGCGUCCUCUCGAUCCCUCUGCUCUUUCUGAAGCGCCCUUUCACGCCACCGUCGCCGGAGAAGCACAUAAGGUCCUUGCUCGUGAAACGAUACGGCCCAACAAGGAACAACAAUCGCAGAAUAAGCGACUACGACGGAAUAAAAAGUCUCACUUUUGCAAAAGCAAACCCCGAACAAGAUCCCAAUUUUGCAGAAGAUGAAAAGAUUGACAUGGAACGAGAUGCUGAUCGACGAUGA